AUGGACCGGAGGAGUGAACUGAACGCGCUUCCUCUCCCUAAACCCCGCCCCCGUUUUUCUAUGCAUUGGCGCGCUGCUCCUCCGUGAGGCUGUAGAUCUCUGCUCCUCUGCAGUUGGACUCAUUCUACAACAUUGAAAGGCAUGAGUGCGGCGGGGAAUGCGCGUUCCGGUUCGGGCGCCGGUCCCGUCCAGCAAGGGCUGAAGGAGGCUCUGAUGGAGACGCUGACAGCUAUCCUGUCACCGGUUCAAGAAGUGCGCACCGCUGCGGAGGAGCAGAUCAAAGUGUUGGAAGUGACGGAAGAGUUUGGCGUCCACCUGGCAGAGUUGACCGUAGAUCCUCAGGGAGCGCUCGCCAUCCGUCAGUUGGCCUCCGUCAUCCUAAAGCAGUAUGUUGAGACUCACUGGUGCUCCCACUCAGAUAAGUUCAGGCCUCCAGAAACCUCCGAUCAGGCUAAGGCUGCCAUUAGGGAGCUGCUGCCGAGAGGUUUGCAGGAGUCGAUCAGCAAAGUGCGUUCCAGCGUGGCGUACGCUGUUUCGGCCAUCGCCCACUGGGACUGGCCGGAGGCGUGGCCUCAGCUCUUCACCCUGCUGAUGGAGUUGCUGAUCAGUGGAGAUGUCAGUGCAGUACAUGGUGCCAUGAGGGUCCUCACAGAGUUUACUCGAGAGGUGACUGACACACAGAUGCCUCUUGUGGCUCCGAUCAUCUUACCUGAGAUGUACAAGAUCUUUACCAUGGCAGAGGUUUACAGUAUUCGGACUCGCGCCAGAGCAGUAGAGAUUUUCACCAUUUGUGCCAACCUCAUCUGUGCUAUUGAAGAGCUUGAAAAGGGUGCAGCCAAAGCAUUAAUCUUCCCAGUGGUGCAGCAGUUUACAGAAGCGUUUGUGCAGGCUCUGCGGAUGCCUGAUGGACCCACCUCUGACAGCGGCCUUAAGAUGGAAGUCCUUAAGGCUGUUACAGCAUUGGUGAAGAACUUCCCCAAACCCAUGGUGUUCUCCAUGCAGCAGAUAUUGCCCAUCGUGUGGGAUACACUGACUGAAAGUGCAGCUUUCUAUGUUAGAACAGAAGUCAACUACACAGAGGAAGUGGAUGACCCCAUAGACUCAGAUGGUGAGGUUUUGGGCUUUGAGAAUCUGGUGUUCAGCAUCUUCGACUUUGUCCACACACUACUGGAGAAAAGGAAGUUUAAAAGCACGGUGAAGAAAGCGCUGCCUGAACUCAUUUACUACAUCAUCCUAUACAUGCAGAUCACAGAAGACCAGAUCAAAGUGUGGACAGCAAAUCCUCAGCAGUUUGUAGAAGAUGAAGAUGACGACAGUCUUUCUUACUCCGUCAGGAUCUCCGCUCAGGACCUGCUGCUGACUGUGGCUGCAGAGUUUCAGAAUGAGAGUGCAGCAGCGCUCGCUGCAGCUGCAACCAGACACCUGCAGGAGGCGGAGCAGGCCAAAAACAGUGGCAAUGAGCACUGGUGGAAGAUUCAUGAAGCGUGCAUGUUGGCUCUGGGUUCUGUCAAGACCAUCAUAACGGAGAAUGUGAAGAAUGGCCGCGUCCAGUUUGACAUGCACGGGUUUCUGGCCGGUGUCAUCUUGUUGGAUCUGAACUUGCCGUCUGCAUCUCCGUUCCUCCUGGGCCGAGCUCUGUGGGCCGCCAGCCGCUUCACGGCCGCUAUGACCCCUGAGCUCAUCCAGCAGUUCCUCCAGGCCACCGUCAGCGGUCUCCACGACAGUCAGCCUCCAUCCGUCCGCAUCUCCGCAGUCCGAGCCAUAUGGGGGUACUGUGACCAGCUAAAGCUGUCAGAAAGCACACACAUACUGCAGCCCUUCCUGCCCAGCAUCCUGGAGGGCCUGAUCCAGCUGGCCGCCCAGUUCAGCUCCGAGGUGCUCACUCUCGUCAUGGAGACUCUGUGCAUCGUCUGCACCGUGGACCCGGCGUUCACCACCAGCGCCGAGAACAAGAUCUGCCCCCUCACCAUUGCUAUCUUCCUUAAAUACAACAAUGACCCUGUGGUGGCUUCUUCAGCUCAGGACAUUUUUAAAGAGCUGGCGCAGAUCGAAGGCUGCCAGGGCCCCAUGCAGAUGCGGCUCAUACCAACCCUGGUCAGCAUCAUGCAGGCUCCUCCUGACAAGAUCCCCACUGGACUCUGCGCUACCUCCAUAGACAUUUUGACUACGGUGGUACGAAACACAAAACCCCCGCUGUCUGAGAUGUUGGUCUGUCAGGCCUUCCCUGUGGCAGCCCAGUGCACGUUACGUACAGAUGACAACACCAUAAUGCAGAAUGGAGGGGAGUGCUUGCGGGCGUACGUAUCCGUUAGCCUGGAGCAGAUCGCCCAGUGGCGUGACGAGCAGGGCAACAGCGGCCUCUGGUACGUCAUGCAGGUGAUCAACCAGCUGCUGGAUCCCCGCUACUCCGAGUUCACCGCUGCCUUCGUGGGACGGUUGGUGUCUGCGCUCAUCUCUCAGGCUGGAACGGAGCUCGGGGAUCAGCUGGACCAGAUCCUCAGAGCCAUCCUGAGUAAAAUGCAACAAGCGGAGACUCCGACCGUCAUGCAGUCUCUGAUCAUGGUCUUCGCUCACCUGGUUCACUCUCAGCUGGAACCUCUACUAGAGUUUUUAUGCAGUCUGCCUGGGCCGACAGGAAAACCUGCUCUGGAGUUUGUCAUGACGGAGUGGAUGAGCAGGCAACAUCUUUUCUAUGGACAGUAUGAGAGCAAAGUCAGCUGUGUAGCUCUGUGCAAGCUGCUGCAACACGGUCUUAAUACUGAUGACAAGCGUCUUCAAGACAUCAUGGUGAAGGGAGAAGAGAUCUUCAACCCUGAUGACGGCAUCCGCACGCGCUCCAAAUCGGCCAAGAACCCAGAGCGCUGGACCAACAUUCCUUUGCUCGUAAAGAUCUUCAAACUGAUCAUCAAUGAGCUGUCGACUGUAGUGGAGGCAAACGCCAGCCGUUUCAAUCCCACAGACUGGAGUCAAGAUUCUAGUGGUAUGUGGGAAGAACAAGACGACGAAGAGGGUGAGGAGGAUGAUGAGGAGGAUGAAGGACUGGCAGGCCAGCUGCUCUCUGAUCUUAUUGCAUCUAACAAAUAUGAUGAUGAUUAUUAUGAAGAUGAUGAGGAAGAUGACCCAGAUGCUUUGAAAGACCCCAUAUAUCAGAUUGAUCUACAGGCUUACCUGACAGACUUCCUGACACAGUUUGCACAGCAGCCAUGUUACAGCAUGUUCUCAAGCCACCUCAACAACGCUGAGAGACAGACCCUGCAGUCUAUAGGCCUCUAGCCCACUGCUCCCAACCCACCUUCAUCCUGCACCAUAAAGUGUUCCUCCAGUGCCCUGUCACUUCACGAUCAUGAUGAAUUUACAAAACGAGGAAAAGGACAAAGGAAGAACGCUGACAGAGGGGAGAAACCACGGAGGAAAAAAACACUUUCUCCUGACUUCCUUGUUAUUUUGUAUGCAGACAGACAGGAGGUUCCACAGUGAGAAUGGUUGAUCUGCUUGAAGAUCACCAGACGUUUCUGUUUCAGAGCAGAUGGAUGAAAGGAUAAAAACUUCAUCAGAAGAAGGCAGGUGAAGAUGUAAAGGGACUGUUUUAUUAUGUCUCGUUUGUAUUUUUCUCGUCUUUUUGUCUGUUUAUGUACAAACUAUGCGAAAUGGAACCUCCAAAUCUGUACCAAGAGACUUUAAAUGCAAGAAAGCAUGAAAACUGAGAGCAAAAGAAUCUUCUGCGGCCUUAUAUUAAGAGAAAACUGGUUCUGACAAGAAAUGCUCCCCAAACCAGCUGACAUCCGUCAGGUGGAUUAUUCAGGAGCAGUUGCCAUGGUAAUUCACAGCUUUAUCAUAUUCUUGAUCCCAUAAUUAUUUAGAAUCAACCAUUUUCUAAAUAAAGGUCCUUAAAGGAUAACUGGUGGAUUUCUA
Oryzias melastigma (Indian medaka) is the source of this 3912-nucleotide messenger RNA. RefSeq names its product importin 9 (gene ipo9). Gene Ontology annotation, biological process: protein import into nucleus. The coding region runs from base 142 to 3273 and encodes 1043 amino acids. The record is from RefSeq and is a predicted model, not a curated record. Gene Ontology annotation, molecular function: small GTPase binding. NCBI's taxonomy places the organism in Eukaryota, Metazoa, Chordata, Actinopteri, Beloniformes, Adrianichthyidae. The transcript is spliced from 24 exons. Gene Ontology annotation, cellular component: nuclear envelope; cytosol.